GUUAGGAACUGAACAUCCGCACUGUGGCAGUUUCUCAAUGUCGAGUAAAGUUGCUCCCCAGAGCCACUAUUUCAAGCAUACUACUUCAUCGAGUGGCGCCGAAUCACUGUUUAAAUGCCCAGCAUACAUUUGCUACCAAGCAAGCCUCCUCGACAUUGAAGACAUGGCUAAUCACUCGACAUGAUGAACGGAAAGACCGUGAUAGUGACUGGUGCUAACAGCGGGAUAGGGAGAUCUACGGCAGCGGGCAUUGUGAAGCUCAAGGGCCGUGUCAUAAUGGCCUGUCGGGACCGGAGCAGUGCUGAGGAGGCAGCCCGGGAGAUCCAGCAGGAGACCGGGGCAGACAGCUCGCUGCUCUCCGUCAGACAGCUGGACCUCGCCUCGCUCACUUCUGUACACACUUUCUGUCAGGACAUAAUGAAGGAGGAGCCUCGGUUAGACGUCCUCAUCAACAACGCCGGCAUCUACCAGUGUCCUUACACCAAGACAAAGGACGGCUUCGAGAUGCAGUUCGGGGUGAACCACCUGGGCCACUUCCUGCUCACCCACCUGCUGCUGGACCUCCUGAAACGCUCAACCCCCAGCCGCAUCGUGGUGGUCUCCUCCAAACUCUACAAGCACGGCCACAUCGACUUCGAGGACCUGAACAGCGAGCAAAGCUACAACAAGGCCUUCGCUUACAGCCGCAGCAAACUGGCCAACCUGCUGUUCACCCUGGAGCUGGGUCACCGCCUGGAGGGCAGCGGGGUGACUGUGAACGCUCUGACCCCAGGCAUCGUGAGGACCAACCUGGGGAGGCACGUCCACAUCCCGCUGUUGGCGAAGCCGCUGUUUAACCUGCUCUCCUGGAGUCUGUUUAAAAGCCCUGAAGAAGGAGCGGCCACCUCAGUGUUUCUGGCCUGCAGCCCAGAUGUGGACGGUGUUCAGGGGAAGUGCUUUGCUGACUGUCAGCCUCAGGUUCUGCUGGACAAGGCCACAGACCGGGAGGUGGCCAGUAAACUGUGGGACAUUAGUGAGGUCAUGGUGGGCAUCACCACGUGAGAGCCUCAGGAAUGCUUAUCCAAAGACAAUUGUCUGAAAUCAUAACAAUGUGUGAAUAUUCAGUGCCUUUCAGUGUUGAAAUUAGUUUUAGGGUUGCACAAUGAAUACAUUGUAUUGAAAUCACAUUAUGGACUGGUGCAAUAUUCAAAUUGCAGGAAGCACAAUGUUGUUAAAGGCUAAAUAUGUGUUAAAAUACCUACAUUCAGGUGUAAUACAUUUUGAGCAAAUUUUCCGGGUUCAUUUCAAAUGUUUAAUCAUUAAAGACCCCGUGAAGUGUG
Messenger RNA from Gymnodraco acuticeps, 1319 nucleotides. RefSeq names its product retinol dehydrogenase 14a (gene rdh14a). The record is from RefSeq and is a predicted model, not a curated record. The coding region runs from base 181 to 1041 and encodes 286 amino acids. The transcript has 2 exons. Lineage: Eukaryota; Metazoa; Chordata; Actinopteri; Perciformes; Bathydraconidae.